Exophiala dermatitidis NIH/UT8656 is the source of this 1650-nucleotide messenger RNA. RefSeq lists its product as uncharacterized. The record is from RefSeq and is a predicted model, not a curated record. The coding region runs from base 1 to 1650 and encodes 549 amino acids. The transcript is spliced from 2 exons. NCBI's taxonomy places the organism in Eukaryota, Fungi, Ascomycota, Eurotiomycetes, Chaetothyriales, Herpotrichiellaceae.
AUGUCCGGAGUAGGCGAGGCUCUUGCCAUUGUCAGUGCCGUCGCCGGCUUGAUCCAAGCCUACGAUGCUGGCAGUCGCAUUGUCAGGCAGAUCAAGGCUCGACGCCUCGCCCACGACGCCCUACCACCCUCGGACCACCUCGAAGAAUCUGUCGAAGAGGGAAAGAGAGCUAUAGAAGAACUUGUUGCCAAGGGGACAAAGCGAUUCGGCCCCAGCUUCGAGGAGGGCGAUGUGACUGCACAGCUUGCCCUUUACCAGAUCACCAUUGCGACCCAGAAUGCCUUGCUGGAGAGUCUGGCCGAGGCCAGAUAUGACGACGGUGUCAUCGACUUUGAUACUUGUAUCGACACCUCGGAUAAGGCCCGCAUGGAUGCCCUGGGUGCCCUGGCGGACCUCUACAAGCGCAAGCUGGAGGAGGAGCAGGAAAGAAAGAAGAGGGAUGCUGCCAGUGAGAGCCAGCAGCAGCAACAGCAGCAACAACAACAACAGCGACAACAAGUUCAGCAGCGGCCGCCCCAGCCAAACCCAGACCAGAAACUAUCGCCGCCGCCUCAGCAGCCAACGCAACUACCGACCCCUCCGGGCCAGACUGCACCGGCUCAAGCAGUUCCUGCUCCCAAGCCCGAGCAGGCUCCGUCACCCAAUCCUCCGCCGAAGAAGGUCAAGAAGUCUCGGACAUUCAACGACGUCUUCCGUCGAAAAGAGAGUGGUUCACAAUCUGCGACUCCCAUGGACACCAUCCCUCAAGCAGCUGAGCUGGAUCCUUCACCAAGAGCCUCGCAACAAGACAUGCCUAUCCCACACAACCCGCGCCGCAACACUGCUGCCUCCACAAGCUCCAGCAACACGUUUUCCAGCAUGGAAAGUCGAAACUCGACUGUAGGAUAUGAGGACCCAGUCGGUCUUGGAGUCUUGGUCGCUCCCACGAAUACUCGUUCGGACACGGGCUUUUCCUCCAUGACGACAGUGUCGCGGCACGGCACGACGUUGUCUACUGCAACCACCAUCUCGCCCAUCACCAAGUACGGCGGCUUCUGCAAGCAUGCAUAUGAUCUCCGAGAAGGCUCCAUUAAAAAGGGCCUCUCACUGGCACCGGCCAGUGUCUAUAGCGGAAAGCUGGUCUACAAGUGUGCAAGCAGCAAAUGUCAAUUCACGGGAAAUGCCAUACAUGACAAAAGUGGCUACCACGUCAAUGACAAAAUCUUCAGCUCGCCGUCCGGCAUCCAGUGGCGCUGGAUGUUCUUGGCCAAGUCGCAUAUACAGCAGAAAGAACCCAAGGACCCGUCCUUCCGUUGUCUUGUAUGUCUGAUGCUGGGAGACGAUUCGGGCAUCUAUCAUGGACAUGAUGUUUUGCUUGCCCACCUCGUUGGCCAUCAAGGAGCACUCCUGGGUGGAACCAGACUUGAAGGGCCAUUGCUUUUCACCAACCAUGGAGUUCAACCCGACUUGACCGACGAUUUCGAUGUCAGGUUUCCGACCAGUGAACCCCAUGGGAGUCAUGAUCAACCAGAAGUUCAGCAUGGAGGGGCCGCUGUCGUUGUGGCCGGGGGGCCCACACAAUUAGAUCUCGGCACCAGAUUGUCGGACGGGGUGUCCUCCAAGGCGCCGACUGCGUUUGCAUAUGAGGCAGGCGACAAUCCUUGGGCUUGA